Ophidiomyces ophidiicola is the source of this 1227-nucleotide messenger RNA. RefSeq lists its product as uncharacterized. The record is from RefSeq and is a predicted model, not a curated record. NCBI's taxonomy places the organism in Eukaryota, Fungi, Ascomycota, Eurotiomycetes, Onygenales, Onygenaceae. Bases 1 to 1227 code for a protein of 408 amino acids. The transcript has 2 exons.
AUGGAAUAUCACUCCGUUCCUCUUGAAGAGCGCUCGAGAGAUUCGAAAGGAAAUCUUCUCCCUUUCGGGCAUGUUUAUAAAGACGAAUCCCGAAAUCCGCGAAGACCUCCCGAAGAGACCGGUUCCUUUGGCAAACGAAGAAAUGCCCGAUACAAUUCUACACGCUCUGGAACUCGGACAGGCACACCUGCUAGACGUGAGAAUCUGAAUGUAGCAGAAUUUGGCAGACUGUUCGCGCUUCAGCAAGAGGAAGAGCAAGCCCGCAACAAGCUUUUACCGUCCGCCACGACGUCCUCCGCCGUUGAGAACUCUCGCAAAUCUGCUGAUGCUGUUGCUACUGAAUGCAUUUUCUAUGGCUACAAGGAUCGCACCUGUGAAUGGAAAGUCAUCGAUCGAUUUGUGCGCAUUUCACAAGGCUCCAUUUAUGAAGAUUAUCCCCGCACUGAUCCUGAUAUUGCGCCAAAAUACCCACAGCUACUCAGUGCUGACGAUCUCAUGGUACAUAAAAAUCUUUCUGCCGACGCAAACAGAAAGUCAAAAAAAUACGCCGGUGGUCGACAUUGGAUCAAGGUGACAUUCGACUCGUUUAGUGCCGCUGACCGCGCUUGCCACUUCUCACCGCAAGUCAUUGACGGCUACUCUGUUCGCUGUGAAUUAUACCAUGGCCAUGGGCCUAAGGAAGACGUGCCUCUACUACAUGCUUCCCUUGAAUCGGGUCGGAAGAAGCAAAUGAAGGCAGUUUUAGUCGGCAAUUCAGGGGUUGAUAAUAGUGAAAAAACGGAAGAGUUUGACCAAAUGAACGAUUUUCGACCCUUUAAUCCCACCUCAAAAUUUGAUAGACUUAUUAAUGACGAUGUGACAUCUCAAAUUUCCUCAGUAACUGCGAGCUCGGCUACCGUCACGGCACUUCCGCCUGUUGAUACCACUCUUCGCUCGCGAGCCCCACAAAACUCCAAAUCCGAAUUCAUGACUCACAUUCCCACAGUGCGGCGAGCCAUUCUUCGGCCAGCAUCAGAAGCGUUGCCCCCACAGCCUUCUCUAGGUGAACGCAUUAUUCGUUCGAUUCCCAUACUCAGCUGGUUCAGCGGCGAUAUCGUGGGUGAUGGCCCUGUUCUUAAGGACGAUGGAACUUUUGACCACGACAAGUCGAAUCUUUACUGGCGCUUCUGGUAUAUGGUUGAUAAAAUAUUGAGAACCGAUCUCUGUGGGUUGAAAGAAGACUCCUAA